Amphibalanus amphitrite is the source of this 1124-nucleotide messenger RNA. RefSeq lists its product as uncharacterized. Bases 172 to 858 code for a protein of 228 amino acids. The record is from RefSeq and is a predicted model, not a curated record. The transcript has 5 exons. Lineage: Eukaryota; Metazoa; Arthropoda; Thecostraca; Balanomorpha; Balanidae.
UUGAGGCCUGCGAUUGCGAAGCGUGCGUAUUUGACGUAGUUUUGUUGAUGACGCGGGCCCUCUGCCCGGGGCGACCUCUGACCGGUCGUGGGUCACCCGGCCGCCCGGCCGUAGUCGGCUGGCGGGCCCGGCGUUGUGGAGACGACUGGUCGUGAAGAGGAGCGAGACACGAUGCGGAUCUGGAGCUCGGAGCGCCGUCUGGCGGUAACCACCCUGGCCGCCCUGGCUGCGCUGAUCGUGCUGCCGCGGCCGGCCGCCGCCUUCGUCAGUCGCCGAACGUGCUACUGCGACCUGCGCCAGGGCCGGCUCAUGUUCAGCCCCCUGCUGAUGGACGUGCCGGACCCGGUGCUGAAGGAUUUCCUGGUGUCGUGCCGGCGGGCCGAGACCUGGUGCCCGUCCGCCUGCCGGCGCGCCGCCCGCAAAACUCUGCUCAACGGUGGCGACGGGGACGUCUCGCCGCUCAGAGGCGCUGCUGGCGAGGCGGCCUGCACUGCCGUGGGUCACGCCACCCCCGCCGAGAAUCCUGUACAUGUGUUCGCCACCUACCGCGUCAGCAACUGUCGGAGCAGCGGCAGCCACUACUUCGGACGGCUGUGCUGCCGGCAAGACGCAGACGGUAUAGUAACAUUUAACGAGCUCUGCACAUGUGAACCGGCGCCCUCGGAGGAAAUGGCGGGGCUAGUCUCCGCUGCCACAGAAAAAGCCGAAGCCGCUGCCACAGAAAGUGCCGAAGCCGUUGACCCUGCCGCUACUGAACACGGCGGCCCAAAUACAACGGAAUCAUCGUCAUCCCAAGCAGUGCCCAGUCCGGCGGCGGAGAAAGCUGGGGAGAUGGCGUCUCCCCCUUCAGUUGAGUGACGGGGUCCGCAUCCCUGACGCCGGCAGUGCUGUGUCGAAGAGAUAGCCGUCCAACGCGGUCGACACGGGCCACUCAAUCGCUGCAUGGAACUGCUCACAGCGGUGGAUCGGGAUGCCCCCUCCCCCCACAGUAUCUGUAUCAUGCAAUGACGGUGAAGAGUCAACUGUGAUCAUCGCGCAGUAAAAGAUGGUCGCUGUUCAAUGUGGUGGUUUCAGCAAGUGGCAUCGCCGAUACGGGAGUAUCAGUACACGACAAACUAUUGAAA